AUGAGAAGAGAUUUUUUUGGGACUGAGGUACCUGGAGAAUUUGAUUUAGUUGAGUGGGUGCGAAUACUUUCUCUGGUCAUAGUCAGUGUUGGGCUGGUGGGGAACAGCCUUGUCCUGUGGUUCCUGGGCUUCCGCAUCCCCAGGAACCCCUUCUCCGUCUACAUCCUCAACCUGGCCGGGGCCAAUGCCCUCUUCCUUUGUGGACAGUUUGUGCUCUCCAUCCACGGAUUCCUUGGGUAUCUGAGACUUUUGGUCAUGGGCCUGCUUUAUGUCACAUCCAUAUCCUACACUGUGGGCCUGAGCUUCCUGGCCGCGGUCAGCACUGAGCAUUGUCUAGCCGUGCUCUUCCCCAUCUGGUACAGAUGUCACCGCUCCAAGCACACAUCUGCUGUGGUGUGUGCUGUCCUCUGGGCUCUGGCCAGUCUUCUGUGGCUAUCACAUUUUCUCUUUUGUCUUUCUUGGUAUAAUGCCAAUCUGUGUGAUGCAGUCCCCAGAGUCCUGGUCAUUUGGUUCUUCCUCCUCACGUGUGUGCUGUGCACAUCCAGCCUGACUCUGCUGCUGAGGGUCCAGUGUAGUUCCCAGCGCCAGCAGCCCCGGCUCUACCUCCUGGUCCUGCUCACGGUCCUCGUGUUUCUGCUCUGUGGUCUGGCCCCUGGGAUUGAAAUUAUCAUGCUGCUCUUUGGCACAGUGUUCAAGCCUCUUUGGCUUCCUAUGAUCCUGGCCUGUGUGAACAGCAGCAUGAACCCCUUCAUUUACUUCUUCCUGGGCAGCCAAAGGCAUAAAAGGAGGAAGGAGCUCCUCAGGGUGGUCUUGCAGAGGGCCCUGGGGGAUGAGCAAGAGUGGGAGGGUGACUCAAGGGACCCUCCCCACACCAGCACCCUAGAGAUGUCACCCUGA
This is a messenger RNA of Phascolarctos cinereus (koala), 897 nucleotides long. Its product is annotated as mas-related G-protein coupled receptor member X1-like. Gene Ontology annotation, molecular function: G protein-coupled receptor activity. Gene Ontology annotation, biological process: G protein-coupled receptor signaling pathway. The record is from RefSeq and is a predicted model, not a curated record. Lineage: Eukaryota; Metazoa; Chordata; Mammalia; Diprotodontia; Phascolarctidae. Gene Ontology annotation, cellular component: plasma membrane.